AUGCUAGCCUUUGAAAAGAUCAACUACUACGUUGAGGACUGCGGCAAGCUCUCCCGCUCUUACGGGAAACAUACGUGUGACCUUUUCCUGGCCCCCGAAUGCAGGUCCCAGUGCAAACGCAACGUUCACGUGGAGAGUGUUACCGCCAAGAACGGCGGUGAGCUGGCCGGCACCAACCUAACCUACACGGACACUGCCACCCCCAAGAACGUCUGCGCCGACGCCAAAAACAGGUGCCGGAUGUACAACAGCUGCGCUGGUGGCUGUGAGCCCUCCGAGGCUGGCACCUGCUCCGGCUAA
This is a messenger RNA of Colletotrichum orchidophilum, 300 nucleotides long. RefSeq names its product pectate lyase F. The coding region runs from base 1 to 300 and encodes 99 amino acids. The transcript has 2 exons. Gene Ontology annotation, cellular component: extracellular region. NCBI's taxonomy places the organism in Eukaryota, Fungi, Ascomycota, Sordariomycetes, Glomerellales, Glomerellaceae. The record is from RefSeq and is a predicted model, not a curated record. Gene Ontology annotation, molecular function: pectate lyase activity.